This is a messenger RNA of Lepus europaeus (European hare), 1508 nucleotides long. RefSeq names its product b(0,+)-type amino acid transporter 1-like. Gene Ontology annotation, cellular component: membrane. The coding region runs from base 1 to 1470 and encodes 489 amino acids. The record is from RefSeq and is a predicted model, not a curated record. The transcript has 6 exons. Gene Ontology annotation, biological process: amino acid transmembrane transport. NCBI's taxonomy places the organism in Eukaryota, Metazoa, Chordata, Mammalia, Lagomorpha, Leporidae. Gene Ontology annotation, molecular function: L-amino acid transmembrane transporter activity.
AUGGAGAGAAGUAAGGAAGAAGAUGGCGAUGGGGGGGUGGCAGGGCAACAGCCAGGCCAUGGGGCCCCGGGGCUGGCGAUGAAGAGGGAGAUUGGUCUGUGGAGCGCUGUGUCCUUGAUCGUCGGCUGUAUGAUCGGCUCGGGAAUCUUCAUGUCCCCGCAGGGGGUCCUGGUCCACAUGGGCAGCCCUGGGGCCAGUCUGGUGGUCUGGGCAGCGUGUGGCCUCCUGGCCAUGCUGGGUGCUCUGUGUUAUGCCGAGCUGGGCGCCCUGAUCCCCGAGUCUGGCGGGGAGUAUGUGUACAUCCUGCGCACCUUUGGCUCCCUGCCAGCUUUCCUAGCCGUCUACACGCUGGUGCUGGUAGGCAGGCCAGCCGCCAUCAGCGCUAUCUCCCUGAGCUUUGCUGAGUAUUCACUUGCUCCCUUUUACCCCGGCUGCUCCGCACUGCCCCAGGCAGUGCUCAAGAUUGUGGCAGCCGCCUGCAUCCUGCUGCUGAUGCUGGUCAACUGCUGGAGCUCGAGGCUGGCCACCAGGCUGAUGAACGUGUGCACGGCGGCCAAAGUGUUCUCCUUGCUGGUCAUCGUGGUGGGAGGGGCCGUGGCUCUGGGCCAGGGCCGCAGCCGCAGGGAAGCCCUUCUGUCUGCCUUCCAAAACACGACCCAGCAGGCGGGGCGCAUCGGCAUGGCCUUCUACCAGGGCCUGUGGUCCUUCGACGGCUGGAGCAACAUCAACUGUGUGACGGAGGAGCUCAAGAAUCCACACAAGAACCUGGUGUGGGCAUUGAUCAUCGCCAUCCCCAUGGUCACCGGCCUGUACAUCCUGGCCAACAUCAGUUACCUGCUGGUGCUGUCACCCAGGGAGAUCCUUUCGUCCGAUGCUAUGGCUGCGAGCUGGGGGAACCAGAUUCUGGGGUCCUGGGCCUGGCUGGUGCCCUUGGCUGUAGCCAUCUCCACAUUCGGGUCUGUCAAUGGGGCUUUCUUCAGCGGAAGCCGUGUGUGCUACGUGGCUGCAAGAGAGGGCCACCUGCCCCGAGUUCUCUCCAUGGUUCAUGUGCACCGCCUCACACCGUCUCCAGCCCUGAUGUUCACCACGGCGGUGGCUUUGGUGCUUAUCAUCCCAGGAAACUUCAGCAGCAUUGUGAACUUCUUGAGCCUCCUCUCCUGGCUCAUCUAUGGAACCACCAUUAGCUGCCUCCUGUACUUGCGGAUGAAGCGGAAGAAUCUUCCCAGACCUUACAAGGUUCCCACCCUCAUCCCUGCCGUCAUGCUCCUGGCUUCUCUCUACCUGGUGCUGGCACCCAUCAUCGACCACCCCCAGAUGGAGUUCCUGUACAUCUUCCUCUUCCUGCUCAGUGGCUUCCUGGUGUAUUUCCUGUUCGUCUACUUCCAGUGGCAGCCCAGGUGUUUGCAGACGGCUACCCUGCAGCUCCAGCUGCUCAUGGAAGUUGCUCCAACCACUAAAAAUAUGGACUGAAGGACAGGAUGAAGUCUUCGUUGUUCUUUUUGCUGAAA